CAAUACUUCUUUAGACUUCAACGGAAUUUCCGCCCUCAGUCUAUACCACCCCCUUGUACGUUUUGCCCUGUUCGUGACAUAUGCAAAAGGCGUGUCUAUUGGGUUCUUUGGAGUUCAGGGGCUGACGAGAUUAUUUAGAACUCGGUUUAUGCAAACUACGGAACUGUGAACCGUAUUGUUCAAAGAAGACGCGCAAAGGAAGUCUACAACUUCUUUAACUUGAUUAUAAUGCCUCUGUUGUCGCUCUCCAUCAGAAGCUAUUCUUCUUUCCUCCUGCUCUUCAUUUCAGUACUUGUCACCGGUACUUAUGGUGAUUGCGGGACUCCUCCUAGACUUACAGAAGCAGCACUGAGACCAAAUAUGAAAGCCAAAACGUAUUUCCUCGAAAAUUCUACAGUUCAAUAUGAAUGUCGGCCUGGCUAUGUUCGUGUUCCUGGAAAACCGAAGGAUACUAACCUGCUUGAGCAACUCCACAUGGGUCAAACCCCUGAGGAAUUCUGUAUAAAGAAACGGUGUCCCAGUCUGUCAGAAAUAGAAAAUGGAUAUUUUGAAGCUAAAGACUUUUUAUUUGGUACCAGAGCAAAUUAUUUCUGUAAUGAAGGGUACAGAAUGAUAUCAAGCAGACCUUAUAGAGAUUGUACAGCUGAUGGAACUUGGAGUAAUGCGGAUCCAGUAUGUGAAGCUGUAAUUUGUUCUCCGCCUGACAACAUACCUGAUGGGUCGUAUAGCCCAGUAAAGGAUGAAUACAGCUAUCAGGAUGCUGUCACAUACAGUUGCAAUAACGAUUUGGCACUUGUUGGCUCAAGUUCUAUAUCGUGUGGAAGUGAUGGUACCUGGAGUUCAGCAGCACCGACAUGCAGAGCUGUAGACUGUCAAGACCCAAAAGUUCCCAAUUCAGAAAAAUUGUCAGGAUUUGUGGGUCCAUACAAAUUAAAUUCCGGUGUGUCAUUCAAAUGUAAGGAUGGUUUCUUCAUGAAAGGAAGUAGCUCCUCUUCUUGCAAUAUUGAUAGUCAGUGGGAUCCGCCAUUACCUGAAUGUCUAGGAACUCCCGUAACAACCAGGCCACCAAUAACAACCAGGCCACCAAUUACAGGGGAUAUCUGCCCAGAUCCAGUUGUUCCUAAUUCAGAGAAAUUGCCAGAAAUUACUGGUCAUUACAGAGAGGGUGAUGUUGUAACAAUCACAUGCAGCGAGGGCUUCAUUCUUGAAGGAUCCAGCACUUCUACCUGCAGAGUUAACCAGUGGAAUCCUCCACUACCUAAAUGUGAAGAAAAAAGAUCCCAUACAGUUGUGAUUGCAGUAAUCAUUGUUGUAGUGCUCUUGAUUAUCAUCAUCAUAGUUGGGGCAAUUUGCUGGAAGAAGAAAUCAGGGAAAAAGUCUGAUACUACCAACGCUCACUACAAAAAUUGUGAGGCGUAGAUACUUCAGAAGAUGGAAGCUAAAGAAAUGUUUUGUCUACUUUGACCUAUAAAGCCUUUUUAAGCUGAGGUUUUGUAGAUCUCUUUCUUUGCAUUACUGUUUAUACGAUGAAAGGAUAUAAUCUAGGCUCGUUGAGCAAGCUGACUUAAUUUAGCUUCCCUUAUCUACCGUGACGUUGCCUUCAACCAAACAGGAUGUCUCUCGUGACAUUCAGACUGUAUUCGCAUGCAGAUCUGACGCCCGAAGAGCAACUGUUACUAAGCUUUAUUACUUAACACCUAUGUAUAGUAACUAUUUGACUUGAUUGCAAAAACCAAUGUAAUUGUUUUUGAGCCACUGAGAAAAAAAAUUAGCUUUUGCCACUUUAAACUACCCCAGAGAUGAUUUUGUAGCAUAUUUGGUGCCAGUCAAUAAUUAAAGACAUACAAAUGUGCGCUGUAGUGCUAAUGUGUCCACACACAGAUGCUACUCAGAGCCCUGAUAUUAUAUACAUGAGUAAAGUAGAUAGAAAUUUGCUAGAAGGGAUGGAAUUACUAAACCAUCUACUACAAACACAAUGGGCUAGAUUACAAGUGGAGUGGUAUUUAGCACUUAUGCAUUAGCGCAAACAUCAACAGAAGUAUGCAGGCGUGCAAACAAAACCCGACAAUUGCGUUAAUUUCUAAUGGAGAACAUUUUUUGGGGGGUGGGGGGGGCAACUAACAUAUCGCUCACCCAACCACUUUUGACCAACUGCACACAACCCAACGUUAGUAAUAAAUAUUUUACAUUCCAAUGUUCUUCACAUAGAAGUGCUCUUUUUAUUUAUAUAUAUAUAUAUGUACGUGUGUGUGUGUAUAUAUAUAUAUAUAUAUACACACACAGUGAAUAAAUGAUAUUGUUAUUGAUCGGAGAGUGCCUUUGUGUAUAUGUACUAUGAGCACCUCGGAAGAUGCCUCUAUAAAUGUUGCAGAGUGCCAGCCCUAUGAAAAAGGUUUUAAAUCCCCGGUAGUAAAGAGCACUCAAAUAAUACCAGGGUGCAACGGUUCGAAAUAAUAUCAUGCAUAAAAUGAUUGCACUCUGGAUUUGACAUUCACUCCAAAAAUGUAAUGUGACGUUACUUGGCCUUCACCCCUUCCUCAGAUAUAUAGGUGUAGAUAUAUACAGAUAUAUAUAGGAAUGUAUAUUUAAAAAUACUAAGGACAUUUUCUAUUAUGUGAAGAACAUUGAAAUGUAAAAUAUUUACUGUAAAUACACAGUAAAAAACAUUAAUAAAUAUUAAAAUUGAAUAAAAAAAGAUUUUUCAUGUUCUGAGGUAUUUGGGUAGAGAGAGCUCCAAAGUGUGUGGUGUGUUUAUGUAUGUAUAAAUAAAAAAAAUAAUAUAUAUAUAUAUAUAUAUAUAUAUAUAUAUAUAUAUAUAUAUAUACACAUGUAUGCACAUAUUUGCACACACACACACACAUAUAUAUAUAUAUAUACUCUAUAGCCCUUUCAGUUCAAACAUCUUGUUAAAUAUUAUUAAACCCUUCGAACUUCAAAUGAAUAAUUUGUGUGUAUAUAUAUAUAUAUAUAACCCUAAUCCUUUACGUGAGGUCUUCACUUGCAUUAACCCGAGAAGCUCAAAUGUAGAUUGUGCUUGACGCUUUGCGUUUACUUUCAGCGUAUAAUAUGAGCGCAAGUUAACAGGGGCGCAAUUAUGCAAUAUUGUGCUAAAGUUAGCACUCUGCUUGUAAUCUAGUCCAAUAUGUCUUCUGCUUUAUGAUCAUUGUGCUUUUCCACCUCUUGUAUCCUUUAAAGGGCUUUAUAGGACACAUCCCAUUAUAGUAAUUCAAACCUUUUUCAGUUCCUCCCCACCUGUUAAUGUGUUUAUAGUGAGUGCCCAGAGUAGAAUACAGUUUUGAUACCACGUUUUUUGUAUGUUGUCAAGUGGUUCAGUUAUAUGACCACAUCUGUCUGUGGAUACGUUAGUGCACUCAGGAAGUACUGACAAAUGCAAAGUCUGUGCUAAAUCACACUGGCCUUUAUUACUACUACUGGACACAAUAAUGUUAUUUUACCACCGCAUCAAGCUACACGUUUUCCUGGUAUGCAAAGGGUAACGCAAAGUGUGCUGUUUAUUUAAUGUUUUUUUGUUAAUAGUAAUUUACUUUAUUUAUUAAAGGUUUUGAUGAAGCAGUGUAAAGAACACACACAACUUAUGUGCAUCACAUACAAGGAACAUACAAUAUAAUGGGAUAUGGAAAGUACAUCUUAAAAUAUGAGUAUGAGAAAAAAAGCAUUUAAAAAGUCAGUUAUAAGCAGCUUUUCCAAAUCUUAGAGAUAUAUAUAGUAUCUCAUUUGCUUGGCCACUUAGAGAACAUACUGUUUGUGUGCGUAUAUAUGUGUGUGUGUAUAUAUAUAUAUAUAUAUAUAUAUAUAUAUAUAACUGCAGAGGGGAAGGAGUUUGCCAUUAAGCCUUGAGCUGUACAGCACUCGCUACCUCAUCACGUCUAUUACCAAAGCAAGAGCUACAUCGGAGUGCUGCUUAUCGUUAGAGAUAUUUAAUCGCUUUACCUUUGCAGUUCACAUAUAACACACUUAUAAUGUGUGUGUGUGUAUCUAAAUGCACACACACACUUCUGUUCCUGUUGCAAUACUCAUUCAUAUCAGUUUAUCUCUUUAAAGAAGGGUGUGGAUGUCCGUUCCUCUUUUCAACAGCUGCAUCUGCAGCAAUUGAAAAAAAAAAAAUUGCUGUUACGUGCCAGAAAUGAAAUUUAAAUGAAUGUAUUUUUUUUUGAGCAAUGUUUUGUUUUUGCUGCCAAGCAGUUGGGCAGGACAGUACAAGAGCUCAAGUAUGAAGAUUUUUUUUAUGAUUUUAAAAUCAAACUAUACUUGUUUGUUUUAUUCCAUUUUAGUUGAUUUGUGUAAAUAAAAUUAAAAAAGUUGCAAUUAUGUAAUUUAAAAGUCUAACCCCUUACGCCAUUAGGAUGUACCAUGCCAUCCUAACCCGUUGGGCUUUAAUGCUGUUAGGACAGCAUGAAACGUUCUACCUUAUACGGCGUCCUGCAGCUUCCCCGUAUGACAACAUCAAGAAUCGGGCGAUCCUGGCCUUGAAAUCGCGUGAUAAUUUUUUUACUAAUAGUGUUCACAUCGGUAUUGUACAGGCAUGAAGGGGUUAAGAGGCCUACAUUUUUAUCCUGCUGUCUUUAUUAGGCAAUAGUAUUGUAGCCUUAGUUUGAUUUGUUAAAAAUGCCAAUGUUUUUUCAAUGCACCUUGCAAAUAAAUUUUGGUUAAAAGAUUGUAAAUGUAAAAAAUAAAACAAGUUGACAACA
Molecule: messenger RNA, 4709 nt
Organism: Bombina bombina (fire-bellied toad)
Lineage: Eukaryota; Metazoa; Chordata; Amphibia; Anura; Bombinatoridae
Product: membrane cofactor protein
Exons: 12
Coding region: 229-1419 (396 amino acids)
Biological process (GO): negative regulation of complement activation, classical pathway
Source: RefSeq, a predicted model, not a curated record